Messenger RNA from Aricia agestis (brown argus), 817 nucleotides. RefSeq names its product charged multivesicular body protein 6-A (gene Vps20). The record is from RefSeq and is a predicted model, not a curated record. Gene Ontology annotation, biological process: late endosome to vacuole transport via multivesicular body sorting pathway; vesicle budding from membrane. Lineage: Eukaryota; Metazoa; Arthropoda; Insecta; Lepidoptera; Lycaenidae. Bases 144 to 758 code for a protein of 204 amino acids. The transcript is spliced from 2 exons. Gene Ontology annotation, cellular component: multivesicular body; ESCRT III complex.
AAAGUGGUGAAGAAAUAUAUAGUUUAAAAAAAACUAUGCUCAUACGUGAAAAGUAAUUAUUAUAAGUCAAUUUCAUUACUACGUUUUUAGAAUCUUCGAUCAUCAUUGUUAUCUGAUAAGUUUGAAAGUAAAUAGUAAUAAUAAUGGGUGGGUUUUUUUCUAAAAGUAAGAAACCUGUGAGUCGUAUAACUCCACAAGACAAAGCAGUUUUGGAGCUUAAACAACAGAGAGAUAAACUGAAACAGUAUCAGAAGAAAAUUGAAAUAAAUUUGGAAAGGGAUCGCCAAUUGGCUAAAAAACUUUUAGCCCAAGACAAACGUGAUAAAGCGAAAUCGUUAUUGAAGAAAAAGAAGUACCAGGAACAACUUUUAUUAAAUGCAGACAUACAGUUGGAAAAAAUAGAACAGCUCACCCAUGACUUAGAAUUCACACAGAUAGAGAUACAGGUACUGGAUGGACUGAAAACUGGAAAUGAAGCACUUAAGAAGGUGCACGCUAUAUUGAACAUUGAUGAAAUUGAAAAGAUAUUAGACGAAACUAAGGAAGGAAUUGAAAAACAAAGGGAAAUAGAUGAGCUUAUAUCUGGGCAAUUGACCGAAGAAGACAAUGAGGCUAUUGAGGCAGAACUAGAAGACAUGCUCGAUGUGAAAGACCAGUUACCUGAAGUUCCUAUGGAUGAAAUUCCAGAAACCGAAAAGGAAGACAUUCCAGAGAGGCCAGAAAGAGUCAAAGCACCAAAAAUUGCCCUUGAAGCUUAACUUGAGCAUUAAUUAAUAAUAAUUGUAUAAUUGUAAUAUUGUACAUACUAAGCAAAUAA